Molecule: messenger RNA, 1162 nt
Organism: Sarcophilus harrisii (Tasmanian devil)
Lineage: Eukaryota; Metazoa; Chordata; Mammalia; Dasyuromorphia; Dasyuridae
Exons: 3
Coding region: 1-786 (261 amino acids)
Source: RefSeq, a predicted model, not a curated record
AUGGCUGUGCUGCAUUUGUCUGGUGGCGAAGGGCACAGAUGGGAUGAAGAGGGCACAGAUGGGGUCCUGUGUCGCAGGAUUUGGCAUGAAAGCACUUGUCCAUCUACAAAUCAAAGCACCUCCUCGGAAACCUCAGAGUGGCUACUGUGGACAUUACAGAGAAAAGGGCUUUAUAAACCACAAGGUAAGUUAGAGACCAGUGUGAGUUAUGGUUAUCCCCAUUUUGCAGACAGAGAACCUGAAGCUGAGGGAAGGGGAGUGACUCCAGGCCACUGGCGUCUCUAUUCUGGUUCUCUGGAGAGCGGGCUGGCCCAGAAUUUUAACAAGAACCCAGGGGCCCAAGGCCUUCCUCCCUUGUCCCUCAUCCUCCCUAGGCCUUUAGCUUCUGCCCGGACAGUGGGGGAAUGGAGGGAAUUUGAGGGAGGAGGCUUCCCUUCUUCUCCCUUGGCCAAGGGACAAGUGUUAGUUCGGACGCUUUGCCCCCAGGAGGAAAAGGAACCAAACAUGCCUGCUUCCUCUGGGGGAGAGAGGCAAGGCCAGGGAGCCUGCUCCGCGGGGCCCAGAGCUGGGCUUCCACUCACUGAGUUCAGCGCCUGGCUCCCCCAGCCUGACCCUUACCCUCCUGGCACAGAGGCUGGCGGGCUCCCCCUUGGUGAAGGUGCAGGCGGCCCUCGGAGUCAGAGCCAGAGGUGGGAGCCAAGUCUGGCCUUGGCUAGGCCAGGCCCCUGUAGCCUCCUGGAGAAAGCCCUGGGAGAUGGAGCCCGGGCCCAGCCAGCCUGGUGUUGACAGCUGACAGAGGGUAACACUGUGAGGAUUUCAGAGGGCCGGACUGGGAAGGCCUGGGGGCAGCCUUUCCUAACUGGAUAGUGGGCAGAUCCCCGGGCUUGGACUCAGACACCCCUAAGCUGGGUGAGCCCGGGAGAGACACCCAACCUUGAUUUGCCUCAGUUUCCUAAUCUGUUCAAUGAGGAUAAUAACAGCACCUGCCUCCCAAUGGUGAGCGUCCAAGGAGAGAACAAUUGUAAAGCACUCAGCGCAGUGCCGGCACAUAGUAGGUGCUACAUCAAUAAUUAUUUCUAGGCAGCUGGGCAAUAGUGAGAGAACCUUAGACACGCAAUUAGAAAGACCUGAAGUUGAAAUCUGCCUCAGACACUAGUUGUGC